AUGGCUCAAAAUGCCCCGCUAAUUCGUGUGAGCCGCAAACGGACUGCUGACCCCCAUGAAGCACUAAUCGUCCAGAUAAAAAGGGUUAAACAGGCGGAACCCGUCGUAUUCACGCUUUUCAAGACCAAGGAUGCUAAGCUAGCGGAACACGCUGAUGAAGAAUUGGCCGGAGUCCCAGUUGUCGAUCUUCCCACUCUUCCGGAAAGUGACCAACCAAUGGAAGAAGAAGAAGGGUGUUCAAAUCCUCUUGCAUUUGUGAAUGAUUCGGCAAUUGGACAAAUUGGAGGAGAGAAGGUUGAAAAACCAAAGGAAGCUGAUAGAGUGAUGUUGAAUGGAAAAGUUCUUGUACCAGUAGCUCAAGAAGCUCAAAAUUCUCCAGAGGACGAUGUCGUUUUCGACUACUACAAGGUUCGCCUAGAUAACGAUUGCAAUGUUGCCUUGUAUUCGCACAAAUUCUUGGAAUCCAAUGCAGUUUCUCAUGACACUUUUGAUGUCCGAUUUGCGAGCAGAUAUGAAGCAGAGCUCGUAAACCCACAUGAGUCUGACAAUGAUUCAGAUAUUCGCGCGGAUGACGAUGAUGAUUCAAAUGCUGAGGACAAUUGGAGAAACGACUACCCCGAUGAGGACUCAUAUGAUGAAAACUCGGACAGUGACGAUAUAUAUGGUGAGCUGACAGCAGAAAAUUGGCAUAAUGGAGAAAAUGCUUUCCCUGACGAGGGAAUUCAUCGAAGAUUUGCAAACUUUGCUAUCAAUGAUCGUUAUGAGUCGUAUUUCGAAGGUGAAGACACUGAAGACGACGGAGAGCAGUACUAA
This is a messenger RNA of Caenorhabditis bovis, 813 nucleotides long. The record is from the annotation of a GenBank genome assembly. Lineage: Eukaryota; Metazoa; Nematoda; Chromadorea; Rhabditida; Rhabditidae.